AUUUAUUUACAUACGCCAAAUUAUUCAAGAUUCUUGAGUCAGGUAUUUCACAACUUUCUUGGAGAGACAGUCUUGAAUCUGUGAAAAUGUUGUUUUCAGUAUGGCUGUUUACCUGAAACCACCUCUGUGACGUAGACCCACAAUGUAAUCCACAGAGAUUGUUUCCCCUGCUGAAUAUCACAUCACAUCAAAUCACAUCACAUGCAAUAGUUAUGCUGGUUUAGGCAAUAUGCACGUAAAAGACAACAGUGUUGUUCUCUUUUCUAAUCCCCACGGUACGAAAAGUUGUGCCUGCUGUGGUGAAGUGUUUAGUUCCUCAAAAAAGGACUUUGUAAACAGCAACAAAUGAACCAAAGACCCCACCCUGACAUUCCUCCCCCUUUCCAAAGCAGGUUUACGUUGCCUUCUGGCUGGGUAGCUAAAGGUGGUAAAGAUGCAGUCACUGUAUGCGCUUGUCGAUUAAAUGUUUGCACAUGGAAAGAAAAAUGGCCCUGGGACUGGUGUCGCCUCCAGGAAGCCCAGGCAGGAGUCCUUUGAACAGGCGCCCAUGUACGUAGCUGUCAUGACAUACCUGGGUUUUGGCAUUGUCACACUGUUUGGCUACCUCAGAGAUUUCCUCAGAGCCGUGGGCUUAGAGAAGUGCCACCUUGCCCGGGAAAGAGAGGAACAGAAGGAUUUCAUACCGCUUUAUCAAGAUUUUGAGAACUUUUACACUCGAAACCUGUACAUGAGGGUACGAGACAACUGGAACCGUCCUGUGUGCAGCCUGCCAGGCCCUGUCUUUGACCUGAUGGAGAGGGUGUCUGAUGACUACAACUGGACUUUCAGGUUAACUGGGAGGACAAUAAACAAUGUCAUCAACAUGGGCUCUUACAACUACCUCGGUUUUGCUGAGAACAAUGCUGAUUUCCUGGAGACUGUGGCAGACAAAACACGCCUGUAUGGGGUUGGGGUUUGCAGCACCAGGCAGGAAAUGGGUAACCUGACCAUCCAUGAAGAGCUGGAGCAACUUGUGGCCAGUUUCCUUGGAGUAGAGUCUUCCAUGACUUUUGGGAUGGGUUUUGCCACCAACUCAAUGAACAUUCCGGCACUUGUUGGAAAGGGCUGUUUGAUACUGAGUGAUGAGCUCAAUCACACAUCUCUCGUCCUAGGGGCCAGACUGUCGGGAGCGACAAUCCGGGUGUUCAAACACAACAACAUGCACAGUCUGGAGAAGAUGCUAAAAGAGGCGAUUUGCUCAGGGCAGCCACGUACCCACAGACCCUGGAGGAAGAUCCUCAUCAUGGUGGAAGGCAUCUAUAGCAUGGAGGGCUCAGUGGUGCGACUAUCCGAAAUUAUCGCACUGAAGAAGAAGUAUAAAGCGUAUCUGUAUCUGGAUGAGGCCCACAGUAUCGGAGCAGUGGGACCGUCAGGGAGGGGUGUGACCGAGCUGUUUGAUGUGAACCCAGCUGACGUGGAUGUGAUGAUGGGCACCUUCACCAAGAGCUUUGGGGCUGCUGGAGGCUAUAUCGCAGGGAAAAAGGAGAUGGUGGACUACCUACGUAGUCAUUCUCACAGUGCUGUGUACGCCACAGCCAUGUCCCCUCCUGUCACUGAGCAGAUCUUACGUGCCAUGAAGUGCAUCAUGGGAAAAGACGGGAGCACAGAGGGCAUUAGACGAAUCCGCCAACUGGCAGAGAACACCAGAUACUUCAGGGCCAGACUGAAGGAGAUGGGUUUCAUAAUCUACGGCAAUGAUGACUCACCUGUGGUUCCAAUCCUGCUCUACAUGCCAGGCAAAGUGGUGGCUUUUGCUCGAGAAAUGCUAGCGAGGAAAAUUGGUGUAGUCGUUGUCGGCUUUCCAGCGACGCCGAUUACAGAGGCCCGAGCUCGCUUCUGUCUGUCUGCAGCACACACCAGAGACAUUUUGGACAAGGUGCUGCACCAUCUGAACGAGCUGGGAGACACUCUCUGUCUGAAGUUCUCACGGCAGAAAUACACUCCCCAGCCUGACCCCUGUGAGGAGACAGAUUUUGAGCUGGACAGCUGAUAUGACCCUUGACACCUCCAUUUCACAGUGUCAAAACUCCGUAUCCAUGCUGCAGCAGACCCAUAAAUGCACAAUGUAGAGUAGCACCCACUUCUCACUGCAGAGCACGGGCCAAAUGUUUGACAGCUGCCACUUUUUAUAUGUUUGUAAAACAAUGUGAUUUUACAGCACAUUUUUUUGUGCGAGAGAAAGUGUAUGAACUCUUUAUGAAAAGUUUUUCUGAAUGCUUUUAUUUGUGCAUACAUAAAUGAAAUGAUUUCUCAAGAAUUACUCAAGAACUGUGUAAAAUAUCUUUUGUUUUUUUUUUUUUUUAUACUCAGACAAAUCACAUCCAGGUCUGAAGACAUUUUUCAAAUUUCAGUUCAAUACAUCCGUUAUACACAGUUAUUCUAAUUACUGAUGUCUAUAUUUAGACGAUAAAACUUUGCUAUGGAGGCAUUUUUGCUUCUCAUAAAUUAAUAUCAGCUGCCAUUUAUUAAAAAUGCUGGUAGUAGUUUGAAAUGUUCCCCUCUGAUGUACUGCUGAAUUUAUUAAACUCUGAGUCUGCUAAUUUUUUUUUCAAUAAAACUCAAAUGCCACACAUCAAA
Molecule: messenger RNA, 2616 nt
Organism: Scatophagus argus
Lineage: Eukaryota; Metazoa; Chordata; Actinopteri; Scatophagidae
Gene: sptlc3
Product: serine palmitoyltransferase, long chain base subunit 3
Exons: 12
Coding region: 464-2029 (521 amino acids)
Biological process (GO): ceramide biosynthetic process; sphingosine biosynthetic process
Cellular component (GO): serine palmitoyltransferase complex
Molecular function (GO): pyridoxal phosphate binding; serine C-palmitoyltransferase activity
Source: RefSeq, a predicted model, not a curated record